Molecule: messenger RNA, 1869 nt
Organism: Pelodiscus sinensis (Chinese soft-shelled turtle)
Lineage: Eukaryota; Metazoa; Chordata; Testudines; Trionychidae
Source: RefSeq, a predicted model, not a curated record
GGGUGUGGACGUUUACAGCCAUCUAGAGAGCUGCACAGGGAGUGAAGAUGCCUCUGACCCUGUCUCUUGUGAGUCUGUCUGUGUGCCUGAGAGGGGAUUAUCUGUGAAGCCACCUGAGGGGCCAGAGAUAACUCAGGGAGUAAGGGAAUUGCAGGAGGAAUUGGUUGGGGCUCAGCAGGGCAAUGCUACUGCAGAGCCAGGGAAGGGUGAACUGCUGCUUAAGGAAGCUCAUAGGGAGGAGAGUCCUGGCAGUGCUUGUAGCAAGCAGUUUGCUGUGACUGAGGGAGGUGACGAUGCCUGGCUUGGAGAAGGCAUUCAGGAGAAAGCUCUGCCUGUAAAAGGCAGCAGCUUGGUGUGUGAGGCACUUGUUUCGGUGCCUGACAGACAGAAUUUGUCUGUUAACAGUGACUCCACUGACUUGGGUUUAGAGAAACCCAGUGUGGAUGAGUGUAAAGAGGUCUCAGAGGAACGGAGGGUUGUUCCAGAUGAGGCAGGGUAACUGUGGGUGACCAGCUUGCUGGAAAGUCAGUGUGUGUGGGACAGGAUUGUUCCCAGGUGAAGGAGGAGAGUGGGAAGUUAGUGUCUCAGAUUCAGGAGAAGGGCUGGGUAGCUAAGUAUGCAGAGCAGAACAGCUGUGUGGUCACUCUCCCUAGGAUGCAGGAGAUGGCAGUUACGCUCCCAUCUCUGGACACGGUGGACACUCAUAAUCAGGGAAGUUGAUAUCUGGUUCCAUGUGGAAACAGAGGUUAGAGAGGGACAGAGGAGAGACUUGGGAGUCUACAGCUUACUGCUGUUACCCCACUGAGUGGGGGAAGGGGGAGAAUUCCAGGGCCAUUGUGAGCCAGGGAGUCACGCCCAGCCAGCCCAUUGUCUUGGUCAGGCCAGAGGUUUCAGGCCUGGAGCCCAGAGGACAAGGGGGAGGGGCAGGACUUGCUUUGGCCAAGAAGAUUUGCAGUUUAAACCUGAAGGGCCAAAACUGCAAUGGUGUGGGGCCAGAGAAGGGGCCUGACGGAGAAUGUCAGUAUACACCUGAGAUAGGAUUGUUCUUGUUACUGAUGUUAAUUCUUGUAACCACUGUAGUAUUGUUGCAGAGACUUGUAAAGGUUUACAAUGGGCGUGAGCUUAUGGAAACACCUUGUAACUUGUCAGGGAACGUGCCCAGUGACAGACUGGACGUAAAAGGACAUUGUGAUUUUGAUAUUUCAUGGUUAAUGCUUGUAACUGAUCUUGGAACUUCAUACAGGACAAGGAAGGUUCCAGCCAGACGGUGCUGCAUGAUAAGGGAAACUGAGGCACGCCACCAUUUUGUUUUCAUGGAUAAGUGCAAAAAUGCCUACACUAUUUGGGAUGAGAAUACCUGCAUUCACACAGUGUUAAUUGUUGUUCAGAGAGUUGCCAGAGCUGGCCUGGAUAAAUUCACUAUUUCCUUCAGCUCUGGGCAAAAUCACCUGACACACAUGGGGAUCUUGCUACAAAGGCAGAUCCAAUUAGUUCUGGGUUUUACCAAGUUUUACCUGGGGAUUCUAAGACAAUGCAAGGAUGUGGUUGUCGCUAUAACAGACCUUGCAGUAACGAAGCCUAUUUUAGGCAAACUGGGCUCUCGUACACUCACCCAGCUCUGUACUGUUGUUUCUAACAUUGGGUAGAACAUGUGAUGACAAAGAGCCAAAGCAUGGGGAGGCCUGUGAUGCCCUCAGUGAUGUUACCAGCAUCACCUCCUGCAUCAAUUUUGCAUUGGGGGUGUCACGUUACUGGAUUUUGAGGGGAGCAGCCAGAUCACUGCUGCACCCAUAGGCGGGGUGUCGGCCCCAAACAUGGUAUAAAAGGGGCCAUGUGGGGUGUUGAAUAGACUCUUACUGUCUGCUGAUC